This is a messenger RNA of Nannochloropsis gaditana CCMP526, 2357 nucleotides long. It is a transcript of the gene PDC, whose product is annotated as pyruvate decarboxylase. Gene Ontology annotation, molecular function: thiamine pyrophosphate binding; magnesium ion binding; carboxy-lyase activity. The coding region runs from base 56 to 1759 and encodes 567 amino acids. The transcript has 6 exons. The record is from RefSeq and is a predicted model, not a curated record.
AGGCUCGGCGACCUCCCCUCAGGAAAGGUAACAUAAAAGAAUCUCACUGCACAUCAUGUCGGACGGCAAUACUAUUCCGAGCAACGUGGGGACUUAUCUGGCCAGGCGACUGAUCAAUGUCGGCAUCAAGGAAUAUUAUGCCGUGCCUGGUGACUACAACCUUUUGCUUCUGGACCAGCUCCUCUUGUUCCCCGAGCUGAAACUCAUCUCUUGCUGCAAUGAGCUCAAUGCGGGAUAUGCCGCUGAUGGCUGUGCCCGCAAAAAUGGCGUUGCAGCUAUGGUUGUUACGUAUACAGUGGGCGGCUUGAGCGCAAUCAAUGCCAUUGCUGGAGCAUACUCCGACGACUUACCCAUCAUUUUCAUAUCUGGAGCGCCCAACUCCAACGAUUAUGCCUCGGACCGGAUCCUGCAUCACACAAUUGGCAAGAUGGAUCGUCGUCAGCAGAUUGAUAUGUUCAGCCAUGUGGUCGCCGAGGCGGUCGAAAUCCGCUCUCCCGGUCAGGCAGCGCGUCAGAUCGACCACGCGAUUGUCACGGCCAUGACCCAGAAGAAACCUGUGUACCUGGAUGUGGCCUGCAACAUCUCCGAGGAGCAUGUCUCUUUACCCAUCCCGUUCCAAAUUCCUCCGCGCAAGCCUUCCAACGCCGCCUCCUUGCGCGCGGCCGUGCAAACAACCCUGACACAGUGGACGCAUGCGGCCAAGCCUGUCAUCGUCAUAGGUGUGAAGGUGCGCAUGGCGGAAGCUUUCGAUGCUGUCAUCCAACUGGCUGAUGCUGCGGGCUGCGCGGUCGCAACCAUGCCUGAUGCCAAGGGUAUGUUCCCUGAGGAUCACCCCCAGUACAUUGGCACGUACUGGGGGCCUGUAUCGAGCGUGGGGGCGGGAGAAACCGUGGAGAGUGCAGACAUGUACAUUUUUUUGGGCUCGCGCUUCAACGAUUACAACACCACGGGGUACACGUGCCUGAUCAAGAAGAAGGGCCUUGUCACGGCGAACGUAGACAGGGUAGAGACCCCCGGGGGGGAGUAUGGGUGCGUGAACAUGGCGGAGUUUGCGGUCGCUUUGGCCAAGGUCAUUCCGCGAAACGACGCGUCCAUAAAGGCCUACACCCGAAUUUUUGCGCCCGAGGCUCGGUUGGCGGCUCGGCCGGCCGAGACGCUUUUGACGAUGCGAUUUGUGCACGAGCAGGUCCAAAAUUUGCUGACACCGAAAACGGCACUGCUCGUGGAGACAGGCGACUCCUGGUUCCAAGGGCAAACAAUGAAGCUGCCUCGUGGGUGCGGCUACGAGUUCCAAAUGCAGUACGGCUCGAUCGGCUGGUCCGUCGGAGCUGUGCUUGGGUAUUCCUUAGCGGCCCAGCACGAAGGUCGGCGCGUGGUCGCCAUGAUUGGCGACGGCUCCUUUCAAAUGUCGGCGCAGGAGGUCUCGACGAUGAUCCGCUACGGGGCCAACCCGAUUAUUGUGCUUAUCAACAAUGGGGGGUACACAAUCGAGGUCGAAAUUCAUGAUGGCAUCUACAACGUGAUCAAGAACUGGGACUACAAGAAGCUCAUUGAUGCGUUUUGCCAUGAUGAUGGCAAGGCCCUCACCAUUUGUUGUAAGACGCAGGGGGAGCUAUUGGAAGCGAUGGAGCAGGCAAAGACACACCCAAAUUUGGUCUUCCUGGAGCUCAUCCUCGACAAAGAUGAUUGCUCGAAGCAUCUCCUGGAGUGGGGCUCUCGAGUGGCCACAGCAAAUGGACGCCCAUUUGUGGAGCGUUAAGUGGGUCGCAUGGAUACAUUUUUAGAUAGUCGGGGUACAGACAAGAUGUGGCCCCUGAAUGAGAUGAUUAGAUUCGAAGUUGUGAAGGGGCUCCCGCUUGCCCUCCUUGUGCCGUGAAUUAUUAUGAUUGUAUGACGAUUGCUAUGCGAUGUCGUCAGAUAGAGACUAGUUGAAGACCUCGAUGGUGGGGCUGUUUGAAUGAAAGCGCAAAUUGGCAUGGCAUAUUGACCAAAGAAUGCUUUUUUGUGCACGCGCUUUCUGUGUAUUUCGUGAUGGACCCGGAAGUAAGGGCGUCGAUCACUUCCAUAUUUGGAAGGCAAUCCAUUUUUGGAAGGCAUUGCCAGAGCCUCGUGUAAAUGAAUUUAUUUUUUGGGGAUAUUUAUAUAAAGUAAGCCGGCGAGCCGGACAUUAUGGUUCUUAUAAGCAUGAUCCUCGAUGUGCAAGGUCUGUUGGCGGUAGGACUUUUUCGGGGGAAACGUACGCAAGAUUUAUUUGGGAAAAGGAUUUCGAUAUAGGUGGACUUCAACGUGCUCAGAGUCAACUCUCUACACAAGCCACUCCAUAUGUCGAAAAGCAAUGGAAUUACCUCUUGAGCAAA